CAGAGGUUCUCGAGAUGGCGAGUCUUCCUAGGCCUUGCCCGCGGCGCCGCGCCGUAACCAACCUUGACGCUACCGCCGCUAUUGAUUCGAGCACGACACAUAACGCUCAGACAAUAUCUUGCCAGGCUAGGACGAGAUUUACACAUGUGUAUGGUGCUGUUUGUCUGUCCUCUAACCGAGCCCAAGGACCGCUAUUUUGGCCGGCUUUUUCCGGGGCCACACCCGCAUAUACAGUCAUAGUACUUGCCUUGAACCUCGCCGACAGAAGUGCCGCAAGAGCGCCUUCCAGAGCACAAAAAAAUAAUACUUGGAAGGCGGCACAUAUGGGACGCGCCCUUACAUUCAGGUCGCAAAUCGUAUCCUUGCGAUUGAGCGAACGAACACAAGACUACCGGAGUGUAGUUAUGAGGAAGUUCAGGGUCUCGGCCAGCCCUAGCUCCCGUCAGAAGGCUUGACAUGGCCAGCAGAAAGCUGAAAGUGAUAUGGACUCUUCCAUAGCUGAAAGGUUUGCCAAUGGAUCUAUAUCGCUUGAGAGCUGGCUGAUAUCUUGGAGGCCUCUUGCACUUCAUGAAGCAGAGGAUAGAGUGCUCCUUCUAUGCGCGUUCAGAGCUUUCAGGAGCCACCCGCUUCAUGAGGCGAAUCCAUGUUGCGUCUCGUUGAUAAGCCCACAUGUCGUUGUAACGGAGGAAAUGAGCAAUGUGCUUACUUGCUUCCUUGUACGAAUCCAUGGGGUAGAAAUCGAAGGAUAAUCUGGUUUCAGCUAUCCAUUACUGAUAGGGCAUACAAUGACUGUGAC
Messenger RNA from Protomyces lactucae-debilis, 796 nucleotides. RefSeq lists its product as uncharacterized. Lineage: Eukaryota; Fungi; Ascomycota; Taphrinomycetes; Taphrinales; Protomycetaceae. The record is from RefSeq and is a predicted model, not a curated record. The transcript is spliced from 2 exons. The coding region runs from base 15 to 455 and encodes 146 amino acids.